Molecule: messenger RNA, 2136 nt
Organism: Chaetomium fimeti
Lineage: Eukaryota; Fungi; Ascomycota; Sordariomycetes; Sordariales; Chaetomiaceae
Exons: 3
Coding region: 371-2044 (557 amino acids)
Biological process (GO): negative regulation of transcription by RNA polymerase II; positive regulation of transcription by RNA polymerase II
Molecular function (GO): zinc ion binding; RNA polymerase II cis-regulatory region sequence-specific DNA binding; DNA-binding transcription factor activity, RNA polymerase II-specific
Source: RefSeq, a predicted model, not a curated record
CCUAAGAACGACAGCUAGCCCCGGGCUUUUUGCUUCCUCAGCCUGCGCAUUCUUAAAUUGCAGCAAUACUCUUCUCCUAUUUUCUUUUUCCCACGAACUCGCCCUCCAUUCGAGUUCUGUGGCGUAACUCGACCACACUUGGACGGUGGCCCUAGUUGUUUGAUACUCGCAUCGUUCAAAGCAACCUCGAACGCCCAACAAUUCACGAGACGGCAACAAUCAGCGACAUAGGACUUAUUCUCUUCUAUCCACAGCCGCCAUUCACCUUGCCAUCGUCUGCUAGAGUGUUCGUCGUUCGGGCGGCCUACUCUUCUCCUAUCUUCCCAGCAAACCACCCCGGAGUUUGGUUGUUCUUUUGCAGUCCCGGAAGAUGACGCUGUCCGAGACCUCCAAGCUUGCGGCACCGCAUCCUCCUACGGAAACCGCGCCUGCUUCUCGCCGGACCGCUCUACCAACAAGACCCACGUCUUCGAAGGACCUUGGGGGCACAACACAACGUUCAAGGCAAGAGACCGUUCUUCGCGAGGGGCAAAGUCCCUCUGGGCCCGACGCAGGGACUUCACCAGCACCACCACACAUCUCGCCGGCUCCCCCGAGUCCUCCACAUCGCGGGGCGACAAGCCCCUCAAGCCAGGGCAAAUCAAAUCCUGGUUCCAGCCAGGCAUACACUGGUCAAAUUUGCAGUAACUGUGGCACGACGAGAACCCCUCUCUGGCGGAGAUCACCGCAAGGCGAAACGAUUUGCAAUGCGUGCGGAUUGUACUUGAAGGCUAGGAAUGCCUCCCGCCCAAUCAACUUGAAGCGCCCACCGGCCAUCCCUGGAAGCGGCGCUCGACAAUCGCCCGUCAAGCUGUCUCCCAAAGCCCAAGUCCCGUUGUUGCCGAAUGCGUCAGUAGCGAAGUAUGUUGCCGCCGAUCAGACGCCGUCGGGAUCAUGCCCGGGCGGAGGGAGAUGUAAUGGUACGGGUGGCGCCGAGGGAUGCAGUGGCUGUCCGGCGUUCAACAAUCGGGUCUCAAAAAGUGCAAAUUUGAGUGUUCUGAAAUGCCAGGGAGCAUCCAAACCGGCCCCCAGUAGCCGGGACGACCCGACACCGAUCGACGUCGCGGCCUUACAGCUCCAAAACCAAAACACUACUGUCGUCAUCGCAUGCCAGAAUUGCAGCACGACAAUUACACCUCUGUGGAGGAGAGAUGAGGCUGGUCAUACCAUCUGCAAUGCUUGCGGACUCUACUACAAGCUCCAUGGCGUACAUAGGCCGGUGACGAUGAAGAAGGCUAUUAUCAAACGGAGGAAACGAGUCAUACCUGCACCAGGUGGCGGGCAGGAUUCAGAAAGUGCGCCUAGCGAACGCGCGGACUCGCCGCCCUCCGAAACGGAAACACCGAAGGAAAAGGGAUCAGUCAAUCCAGAUGGUUCCGUGAAUUUGGGACUUCGACGGCGGCAGGAACCGUCUUUGACCCUGGUCCCGGAGACGAUUCUCAGGCAAAAUCGACAAACCUCGCCGCUACCCCUGAGCGGGUUAGGACAAUAUCACUCGUCCCACCAGAACCAGCAUCAUCACACCCCCGAAUCUCUCACCAACGAGAACCGGCUCGCCCCCUUAACCUCUAUCCCAAUGCCGCAAGACCGCCAAUCAUCGUUGUCGCCGGCAUCCUUCCUCUCACCACCGCGGAAACGGUCGUUCUCUGCCGCAGACAUGGAUCCCCAUUAUCAAAACGAUACCGAUCAACCGAAACGCCUCUCGUCUAUCAAAUCGAUCCUUAACCCUACCGCCAUGAGCCCGGCACCUGAAGACACUCCCGGACAGCAACCUCAGUAUUUUGCAACACCAGGCAGCACGGCGGCGUCCUCGCCGAGUCCGGGGCCGUACCCUACUAGUGGCCACACGGCAGCCCCCCAUCAACUUCCGAGCCCGCGAAGUGUUCAUGCGCGCGAAGGGGAGAGAUCCAAAACGGAGAAGCGUGCGAUGCUGGAGCGGGAAAGAGAGAUGAUGCGGGAACUGCUGGCUGCAAAAGAAAGGGAGCUGGCCGAGCUGGGAGAGUAAAUACGGAGAGGGCUUAUUUCGGGAUUGGAUACGGAUUAAGGAAGGAGGUUACAGUUAUACAGUUAUACCCAGGACACGAGAUUCAUCCACUC